UUAAUGAAAAUCAGAGGCGUUGCUGCUGCAGCCACCAUCACAUCCACAGUCAUGCCGACGCACGAGUUCUCUGUGGACAUGACCUGUGAAGGCUGCUCUAAUGAGGUCAGUCAGGUGCUUAACAAGGUGGGAGAAGUUGAGUUUGACAUUGACCUGUUCAACAAGAAGGUUUGCAUCAACUCUGAGCACAGCAUGGACCUUCUGCUGGAGACUGUGGGAAAAACAGGAAAAGCUGUUCCCUUCUUUGACCCCAAGUAGUGAGGGCCUGGACCCCUGGGCCCAAGAUGGACCAAAAGGGACAAGCCUCUGAUCCUCUCCUGACUUCCAGACAGACCUGGGGCCUGGCAGUCCUACUCAGCAAUGGGGGUUCCUACAGAGACCCUCACUUGCCCAGCCUCUCCCUCGCUUCCCUGCAAUAAAAUCAAGCCACCCUGGUUGGAAAAAAAGAAAAAAAUAAAAAUCAUUGCUGAC
Acinonyx jubatus (cheetah) is the source of this 471-nucleotide messenger RNA. RefSeq names its product copper transport protein ATOX1-like. NCBI's taxonomy places the organism in Eukaryota, Metazoa, Chordata, Mammalia, Carnivora, Felidae. Gene Ontology annotation, molecular function: metal ion binding; copper chaperone activity. The record is from RefSeq and is a predicted model, not a curated record. Gene Ontology annotation, biological process: copper ion transport. Gene Ontology annotation, cellular component: cytosol. The transcript has a single exon. The coding region runs from base 4 to 258 and encodes 84 amino acids.